Molecule: messenger RNA, 4107 nt
Organism: Macrobrachium nipponense
Lineage: Eukaryota; Metazoa; Arthropoda; Malacostraca; Decapoda; Palaemonidae
Gene: Mpi
Product: mannose-6-phosphate isomerase-like
Exons: 7
Coding region: 35-1267 (410 amino acids)
Biological process (GO): carbohydrate metabolic process; GDP-mannose biosynthetic process
Cellular component (GO): cytosol
Molecular function (GO): mannose-6-phosphate isomerase activity; zinc ion binding
Source: RefSeq, a predicted model, not a curated record
UUUUGUUAAUUGUAUUCUCAGCUAGGUAGCAGUGAUGGAAUUAACCUGUGCUGUUCAAAAUUAUGCAUGGGGUGUAAAAGGCAUAAAGAGCAGUGUUGCACAGUUUGCAAAAGCUACACAACCAGAUCUUGAGGUGGGAGAUGACCAGCCUUUUGCCGAGUUGUGGAUGGGAACUCAUCCCAGUGGGCCAUCAGUUUUGAAAGGUUCAGGAGUAAACCUUGACAAGUACAUCUCUGAGCACCCAGAGGUGUUAGGUAGCCCUGUCACCGAAAAGUUCCAGAACCAGCUUCCCUUCCUUUUUAAAGUUUUGAGUGUUAACCAAGCUCUUUCCAUCCAAGCACAUCCAAACAAGGCUCAUGCUGAGGAGUUGCAUCAAAGUCGUCCAGAUGUGUACAAAGAUCCUAAUCAUAAGCCAGAAAUGGCAAUUGCACUGACCCCUUUUCAAGCUCUUUGUGGAUUUAGGCCUCAGGAAGAAAUAGCAAAGCAUCUCACAGAGAUCCAUGAACUUCAGAAUGUCAUUGGAACGGAUUUUUGUGAUGCUUUUAUAAAGGACUCAAAUGAAGAAAACUUGAAGAAGUGCUUUAAUGCCAUGAUGACUGCAUCAAAGGAUGCCAUAGCUUCUGCUCUUUCAGAUUACCUGCAAAGAUUAUCAUCCUUAGAUUCUACCAAAGGAAAUGAACUUUUACGGGACUUGUUUCUGACUCUGCAUGAAAAGUACCCUGGAGAUGUGGGCUGCUUUUCUAUUUAUUUGCUGAAUUAUUUCACUCUUCAGCCAGGAGAAGCAAUGUUCUUGGGUCCAAAUGUUAUACAUGCUUAUCUUUAUGGAGAUUGUGUGGAAUGCAUGGCCUGUUCAGAUAAUGUUGUGCGAGCAGGUCUAACUCCAAAGUACCAAGAUGUCGAGACCUUAAUUAAUAUGUUGGAGUAUGAGAUGUUACCAGCAGAAUUGCGAAAAUUCAAAGGCAGUGCUAUUGAUAAAUACACUGUUUCAUAUGAUCCUCCAGUUCCUGAUUUUGCUGUUGAUGUGAUAGAGAUACCACCAGGUACAACUGAGUAUUCUUUGAGGACAGUUGAUUCAGCCAGUAUCAUCAUCAUUGUUGAAGGGCAAGCAAAAGAUUUAACAAUUUCUCCUUCACCUCCAGGAGAAGUGGCUCCAGUAACUGAAGUUCAUCGGGGAUCUGUCUUAUUUUUAGGUGCUGAACAGUCAUUGUCAUUCAAGCUUGAUGGGAACUCUCGAUUCUUGGCAUUUCGGGCUCUAUGUAUUCUCUAAAACUUAUAGGUUUUAUUAGUGAUGCAGACUGUUCUACUUGACAAAGGUUUGUGUAGAUUAUAUUCAGAUAUGAGAAAACAAGUACCAAUAGUAAUAUUUAAUCACUUGGUAUUGGUUUUUAUAAUUAUAACUAUGUACAUGUAUAAAAAUUAUUAAAACCAUUUUUUUUUUUUAAAGAGACCAAAAGUUUACACAUGGUACAGUACAUGCAUGUAUUCAUCACCUAGCUUUAAGUGGCGAAGCAUAUAUUGUAUGAGUACAUCAAGCAUUUCAUUCCUCUCAUAAUUAUAGCAUAGACCUUGAGAACAAGAUUUGUCAAGGAAAGGGAGUGCGGCUCAACCAAAUAGUAAACUGUUUAUGAAACUUAUUUCAUGGAAACCAAACUUAAUCGGCUACAUGUUCACUCUACUAAUGGAUAUUAGAGAUGGAUACUGAUGAAGGUUAGAAACAUAUAACUGCUCUUCAGUUAGGUCAGAUAAUGUUUUAUAUAACUUUAUACUUAUAAGAAGGGUUAACAUAUUAUUUUUUACAUCAAGAGUUGUGAAAAUUUUUAAGGGAUCAAAUCUUGGACUGAGGCCAUGGAAAGAACUACUAUAAACAUUAUUUUAUGAAUUAAUACUUUUAUUCAUAAUCUGUUGAACAAGUACAGUACUUACUUCUUAGCAUCAGCAUACUUUCAAGUUAUGAGGUAAGCAGUUAUACUUUGCUUUUCUGAAAGAUUGUAAACAUACUUUUACUGUAAAACUCUAGGACAUAUGUUAUCUAUUAAAGUACUAAUAAAACAAAUAAUUUCUUAACAUAAAAUUACCUUGCAUUUAAAAGAUGACAUUCGUAUGAUAAUGAGAUAUCAGUUAAUAAAAUGGCAAGAAACAUUUUUAAGCGUUAAUAAAGAAAAGGUAGCAAGCAGCAUUUUCUAAACUUCAGCAUGCUUGUACUGCAAGCAAAUGGUUGAUACAGGAGUCUUUACAAAAAACUUAGCCCUCUUCUUGUUCAGGGGAAUUACCCUGCACUAUGUAUGCUAAUCUAUGAAAUUUGCCAUUGAUGAAGACAUAGGGAUUGGAAUUAGGGUUGUAUACCAUCAGGUAACAGGCUACGCCAGCCAUCAUAUAGUAUAUUGUUUUGGCACAGUAUAUGAGAGGGGUGGCUAGAGGUGGGCAGUAAACGUUAAGGCCUCAGGGUUGUUACCUGACUGUAGGAAGAAGGGAAAAAGAGAAAGGAAGGAGACAAGCCAAUUCACUGUCUGACAAUUGACGUAGUGGCUUGAUCAAAUGGAGCUCGAGUGAGACUACAGGCAGUCAUCGGUUAUUGGCGGGGGUUCUGUUCCUGGGGUGUGCCGAUAAGAAAAAACCGCCAUUAAUGAAAACUUGGGGAUUUAUGGUGCCACAAUGGGGCUCAUGGCACUGACAACCGGUUAUCAGCGGCAUAAGCGCCUUCAUGGCACCGAUAACCAGAACUCGGCCCAUUAUGGCACCAUAAAUCGCCGAUUUUAUAGCGCUAGACAAGGGCCAUAAAACAGGAUCACCGAUAACCAGGGACUGCCUGUACUCAGGACCAGAGUAAGAUCCCACAUCAAAGGUUUUGAGUUCUUGUGGUGAACAGGAUUGUUCAAAACUCCUGAAAAACGAGAUUUCCCAGUAUGAAGAGAUGUCCACACCCUUCAGGCGCAGAACCAACACAUAUAAUCCUAAAAAGUUACUGCAGCUUCUAUCUCAGUAAAUUUACAUAAAUAUUUUACAACAAAUAUGUAUACUCAGAAUUUGUUACUGAUUUUAGUUCAUAUCUUAUGAUAUUAUGUGACCUAUAAUAAUUAUAGGUCACACAAUAAUAUAAAACUAAUUAUUAGAAAACACAUGUUAUUAGAAAACGCAUGUAGUAUAACUUUGUCAAAUUUAUGAUUGUUUUGUAAGAGGCCCCUACAAGGAGGGGUAAAUAAUUUUCAACUUCUCGUGAAAGGUAGGGUGAAUUUUUUAGAAUUUACUUUCUUACACCUUUUGCAUUACAUACCUUUUCUCUUCCAUUGAUGCAUUUUUUUUCUUAAACUGGUCGACCUCAAAAGUUUGCCUGGUCUGAGGUGCUGCAUGUUUUUUUUUUUAGCCUGGCUCUUAAGGAUUAAUAAUUUGCCUAAUGGUAUUAGUUCUAAGGAAAUCUAAGAAAUGCUCGAGUACACAUUAUAUUUUUUGGAAGGCCAACUAAUAUUAGGUACCCAAAACACUUGGCUGUGUAUAACUACAUUUAAAGUUGUCAUGGGGUUUUGGAAAUGGUAAACAUCAUUUGUUCAAGGUAUAUAGUUUCUUUAUUUGACUGACUUACUCUUAGUGUACCUUUAUAAAAUUCAGAGUGCACAACAAAUUUUUGUUAGAAACUGAUGAUUCUUGUGCAUUUAUUAAGAGGUAGUCUGUGCUGAUGUCUUAGAACUGAAUCAGUUUACUCUUCAUGUAUUGAAUUUAUUUUAUGUGGUUAAGGACUGAAGUUUUUUCACAUUCAGGUUGCACUGAUCAUUAUGGGGUAGCAAUUUAUCAGAAUAAUGCAAUUUUGGUUGGGUUUAUAAUGCAUGUGAUUUCCAUUAAAAAUGCUCUGGUGGAGCUGAAUUUACUCAUCUUUAAUUGUAAAUCACAUUGUAAAAUGGUGUGUUGGUUUUUAAAUUAUUGCUAAACUUAAAUAGUAGGAGUAGUUACACCAAUGGUUCCUGUCUUUGUAAGUUUAAUCAUCUUAAUUUUAGUCACUUCACUGAUAGUUUAUGUAUGCUAUAUAUUGUUUUACAGGUUGAACACAAGGGCUGUGAAUUACUCUAGUUAUUGUAGCAAACAUUCUGUUGUUGAAUAAUUAAAUGAAUUUCUGUA